Molecule: messenger RNA, 4822 nt
Organism: Dichomitus squalens LYAD-421 SS1
Lineage: Eukaryota; Fungi; Basidiomycota; Agaricomycetes; Polyporales; Polyporaceae
Exons: 9
Coding region: 113-2671 (852 amino acids)
Biological process (GO): mRNA processing
Cellular component (GO): exon-exon junction complex
Molecular function (GO): mRNA binding
Source: RefSeq, a predicted model, not a curated record
AGGCCACGCCUUUUCACUCAGUCCAUUUGCCCUUCUUCUACCUGUUUUCUUCCAGACCCUGCAUCAGGCUCGCUAUCUUCCACGAUUCCCCGAGACCAUAGUUCCACCCGAAAUGCCUUCCGCAUCAUCCAAGCCUGCACGCCACAUCGAACGGUCAUACUCAAACCCAGUGCCUAGGAAACGGCGUGCUGUCAAGAGGAGAGGUCGGACCCAGGACGAGUUUGAAAGCGAUGAAGAAAUCGUACGGGAGGUCAGGACAGACUCGGAAACAGACGAUGACAACUCUUCCAUUGAUUCCGACUCGGACUCAGAGUCCACCUCCUCCGAUCUUCACGCAGAUGUCCAUUCCGAAGUCGUAACACCGUCGACAACUCAAAGUCCCCCUCCUGUGGAGCUUGAUCGCUUGGCUAACGGUGGUGUCAAGGAUCCAUCGAGCAGUCAAGCAGGCAUUUUUGCCGAUACCACCAAUUGGGCAGAGAUGGUUGCUGGGGAGGCCGAGAAUGGUGCGGCCGAUCUGCCCGUAAUCGACUUUGCUGACAUGGCCUCGAAUCACCUCCCUGAGCCUCGGGCUCCUUCCCCUGCUCAUCGCUCGCGCAAAAGCCACAAGGCGGUCAAGAAGUCAGCCGCUGCUCGUGCAACAUCUGCCCCUCCCCCCGCUGCUCUUACCUCUCAAGAAGAGCCGGCUGAAGAGCAAUUUCAGGAGCAGGGACCCGUCGCGUCCACCUCCGACGAGCCACACCCGCACUCUGCUUUACCCAGUCGUUCUCGCGGUCAGACGGCUCGUCAAGCGUACCAACAACGUCUCGAGUCAGACCCGUCCUUCGUUCCUAAGGUGGGAGAAUUCUGGGGUCAUGACGACCGUCUCUUGGACAAAGACCUGCGCAGCCUGAGCGGAUGGUGGAGAGGCCGUUGGCAGUCGCGAGGUCGUGGACGUGGUGCGUUUAGUAUGCGCGGUCGUGGGCGUAGUGGCUUCUUCCCCAGUCGUUCAUCCCCACGGGACGAGAGCGUCGCGCCAGAGGAGUCAGCUGAUGUGCCACCCGUUGAGCGACCCUGGACACAUGACGGGUUCGAGGAGAUGAAGAGGCGAGAUGAGCGUAGGCGCGCGCUGCAGGAACAGCAACAGGCAAAUGCAGUCCUGCAAAGAGGAUUUGGCUUCCGUGGAAGGGGCUUUGUUCCCGCCCGUGGGCGAGGAGGUGCCUUCGCUCGUGGCGGCUCCCCAACGGCCACUCAACGUCCGCUUACCUCAAACGUCUCGAUGGGGGACCGCGUCUGGUACGCGCAGAAGCCCGAGCGCAUGUGGACAAAGCAGCACGACAUCUUCCUGUACAACGACGCCGCUACUAAACCUCGCCCCGGCGUUGGUCCCGGAGUGCGGGUCAAGCUGCCGGGAGGGAAGGUGCCACUCAUAGUCAGACUCCCGCCACGCACGUCUACUGCUCGCGCUUCCGACAAGCCCGAAGAGACACCUUCCCCAUCGCUCGACGCGGAGAAGCCCAUUAUUGUCCGGAUGCCAGCCGCAUUUGGCAAGACCAAGGUCGUCGAAGAGGUGCCCGUGGCAUCUGCAGGAGGGGAGGAACUGGCGACUACUGUCGAGGAACUUUCUAUUGAGGAAGUCUUCACUGUACGGCCUAACGCAGUGCCGAAUCGCCGAAUCGACUUCUCGGUGCCGUCUCCCUCUGUGCCCACAGCUCACGCUCCGCAAGCUGUGUCUGGCCAGUCCAAGACGCCGUCGCCGCAACUCUCACAACCGGCGGAGGUUGACGCUCAUAAUCCCAUCGAGCAGCUUUCGAUUCUCCCUAUCGAUGGUGGUUCUUCUUCACCUAGCGUGCAGAUCCAGGAAACCAUUCUUCGGAACCCUCUGCCAUCCGAGGACACAAACUUGAGCCCUUCUGUUACAGCGCCCGGAGAAGAGUCGCAAUCGCGUCCAGAGCCCCCGAUUCUACACCCUCUCCAAACAAGCUUCUCCCCUGUUCCCCCACCCACGUCGCCGCCGUACGGGUCGCCAUAUGGCUACGCACCGGCGCUUCCGCCAGGUGUCGGUGUAAACAGCCAGGGUAUGGCGUACGAAUAUGCCACCGGUCGCGCCGUGUACAUCCAACCUACGCCGCCGCCCAUGUAUACGCCUCGUCCGAUGAUGCACGGACAUCAUCCGUCUAUGAGUAUACCGUUUGUUCCGUCGCACCUCCGCCACCAUUCGGCUGCUUCCCCCGACUUCCUUGCUCAUCCUCACACGCCGCAUACCCAUACUCCUAUCCAGUCGUUCGUCGAUCCCACCACUGGAGUGCCCAUCUUCUCACCCGCUCGCCAAAGCAGUCGCAUCGAGAUCCGUGCCCCUACCGAGGCUGCAGAAAGCAAGAAGCCUACUCGGGCUUCUCACCAGCGGAGCAACCUGUCCGUAGCAUACCCUGCAGAGGGUCCCUACUAUCCGCAACAGGACCUGUCCGUUGAGGAUGUCGGUGCAACGGACGAGGCGCUGUCGCAACCGCCUAUGGGCCACGCCCAUACACCAUCGAUGGAGAGCAUCGGGUAUGCCCCGUACCCGCAGCCGUACUAUUACCCUGAGCAGUACGGCUACCCGCCGUAUGUGGACAUGUCGGGGCAGAUGAUGCAGUACGAGAUGUAUCCCCCGGAGCACCAACAUCAUCCGUCUCAGCCCGUCGUUUACUACUAGUCAAUCUUGCACCUUGCUUCACACCUAUCUCUGGCUUUGCGUUUUUGCUCAUCGUGUAUGCACGCUUGGACGUUCUCAUUCUGCGCACCGUCCUCGACUCUUUCACCACUUUGCGUCAUCGUCGUCAUCAUCCCUGUGUCUUUAUAACCAUUGUCAUCCUCAUGCUCCUGCUAUUAUACGUUACACCAUGUCUCAUGUAUCGCGCCCUUUGUCACGACCCAAUCUUGUGUUCUUCUGUCAAUGAUAUUACGUAUGGCAUACCGUUCAUGCUGCUCAGCUUCCUUACAUCACUGUGUGCCCUUGACACUGCUGCUAUCGUAUUUUUCAGUACCGUCUUCAAUGGUCUAUGUGUCACGAAUACACGGUUCUUCUACGUUUGACGUCUUUGAUCUUUUUCAGUUCCUUCGACCCAAUCUUUCGGCGACGUUGAAUGCUGUGGUGGUAAGGUCUUCGUAUUGCAGCUAAUGGUAUGGCUAGGCUGUAGAAUAGGGCUAUGUAGAGACCUCUUGAAAGUUCAAAAACCAUCUAUCUAUCUACAUACGCAGUAUUCCUCUGAACCGAUCUGUCUAUUCAGACCGUCUGCCAACUUUUGGCACAAGCAACCAGCAAAUGCCUUGCGCACCAAGGAGCGCGACCACAGUCGGUUCGACCACCCAGAUGCCUUUCUUGGUGCUCAUGAUACCGACUAUCAGCGGCCAAAAGGCACUCCCGCUCUGGCCGACGGAGCUCAUGAGCGCGAAUGCGUCCGCGUGCAUGUUCCGUGGCACGAGCUUGCCACCCAUCGUGAUCGCCGCGGUGUAGAACGUGGAGAUUGCGACCCCAACGAGAGCAGUGCAGACGGCCGUGGAGGCGAGAAAAGGGAGGAACCAGGCCAGGCACUCAAGUCCAAUGGCGAAGGAGAGAUAGAUGAUGACGGCGAGGCGUUCGCCCAUGAGUAUAUUGAGGGGCGGGAGGAUUAUACGGCCAAGCGCGAUGCCGAGAUUAAAGCAAGAGGCUACCCAGGAUGCCCCCUCUGGGCUUCCGUUGCGGACAUCUAGAAUAUAGGACACUAUACACCCGCCGAUCGAUUCCUCAGCGCCGACGUAGAGCAUCAAGAAAAUGGCAAGUGUCCAUACAGCACGACUGCGUAGCGUUGCACUAAAGGCGUGACUAGCAGAACCCGUUUCACCGGGCCUUUCAUUCGGAUUCUGAGGUAGAGCGUGCAAGUUGCGAAACGCUACCCAAGCAAGAGCAAACACGGGGAUAUUCAUCCUAACAUUGGUGGUGUAGAAGAGAUGAUACGGCACACCGCGAGUGACCAUAGCUGUAGCCACCAGAGGGCUAGCGAACGCCCCGAGUCCAUAAAUGCCAUGUAGAAUCCCAGUCCACAUGAGCGGCUUGUUGAGAAUAGCGAAGUAAGCGUUACAAAGUCCUAACUGUGUCGCGAAAGCCAUACCGACAACAAAGAAACCGAAACACAUUAAUCCAAAACUCCUCUGCUGGGAGCUGUUGAUGAUGUUUCCAGCUAGCUCGACCAUAGCAGAGAUGAGCAUGGCAUGCCCAAAUCCGACCCUUCGAGCAAGCGUGCCUGCACCCGCCGCCGCUACGACAUAUCCAAGAAAGGUGCACACGAACAGUACGGAGACCUGCGCGUAGCCAUAGUGGUAUGUUCUCUCAAUGUAAGGAAGCAAAGCUCCGGUGGCUCCCCCGCUCAGCCCGCGAGGAAUAGGGUCAAGAACGAAGACGCCAUGCGGAGACGACGUAGACCCAGACUCUCCGAAGACGGCUCCGCCAAUGCGGUGUCCGGCGACUGCAGUGUCGGUGGGUAAGCCAUCCCGACAGCCGCCUCCGGGAGCCCAGGGAUGCCCGGGUUGUUAUCGUCCGGGAUACUCUCGUCUCGGGCCUUCCCUUCCACCAACCCAAUGGCCGUCUGUGCACUGUCAAGUCUAGUCGCGGUUGGCCGGUGGGCGAUGUGUGGGUCUUGGCCCAAUGUAUUGCUUGUGGCAGCUCCUGACGUAUCCGCGAUAAGACUAUCCUGCUGAGCACUCAUAUCCUCCGGCGAGGCUCCGUCGCUCGCGGUGGAUAGAAGGUGCCGUUCUUGGACGGGGACGCCUAUAAGAGCCGGGGGCAGCCCAGAGAGACGGAUGUCAGCUGUCAUGAGAGCGAAUUGGC